Molecule: messenger RNA, 2715 nt
Organism: Amoebophrya sp. A25
Lineage: Eukaryota; Dinophyceae; Syndiniales; Amoebophryaceae
Source: the annotation of a GenBank genome assembly
GAAGAAAGUUGCUAGAACAAAAGGGAAAAUUGAAGCCGAAUUAUUGGAUCAUGAAACCGGCUAAAAGUUCACGAGGACGCGGCAUCUACGUUCUUGAUGAUAUUGGAGACGUGUCAUACGGAGAGCUCAGCGUGAUUCAACAGUACUGCUCUUGUUUUUAUGACAAUCGGGGGAAACGGACGUGAACGACAAGCAAGAUUCGAUUAUUAUUCUAGUCAUUCAUAAUCAUAUUGUUCCACUGUCACUGUGAUUAAAUAUAUAUAAAUAUAUUCAAUACUGUUCUGUCUCUGUCACAAGCAGGUACAUAUCCAACCCGUUAUUGCUGGAUGGAUUCAAGUGGGACUUGCGGUUGUACGUUCUAGUCACGAGUUUCCAACCAGAGCUUGAGGCUUACGUCUACAAAGAGGGGUUUGCGCGUUUCGCAACAGUCCCUUUCACGAUGCAGGACUUUUCUCCCCUGAUUCACCUGACCAAUACCUCUAUCCAAAGACACAACGAGCACAAUCAGCGGCACACGCGCGAAACCAUGGUUGGCGGAACCAAAAUCGAUCUUCGAACGCUCCGGAGCAAGCUGCAGUGUCUCAACAUCUCGUGGGAUACCAUUUGGCAUAAGAUGGUGGAUUGCAUAUUGAAGUCGCUUUGCGUCGCGCACGACCACGUUCCUGCCAACCCGAACGCUUUUGAGAUCUUUGGUUACGAUCUCAUGUUCGAUGCGAAUCUCAAUUGUUGGCUUAUCGAGGUGAAUGCUAGUCCGAGCCUCGGAGUGGAUCACUUGAUAGACGAGCAAGUGAAAACGCCGAUGAUUGACGACACAAUCGACCUCGUGCAACCAAAAGCCUUCAACCGAGAGAAGUUGCUGCAGGUAGUACAUUACAAGUCUGAUGUAUCAAAACCUGUUGCCUCUCUACUUGCUUCGCUGAAAGAUUAUUUAUGUUGUUGAUCAGUGUCUCACACUCACACUAAAAACAGUUUUAGAUGAUGACACUAACACUAGUACUAGACUCUUCCUUGUUCGCAUGAAGCUGUCUCGGUAUCCCUUGUCUAGGUGCUCACACGACGGAGUCGAGAGCUCAAAACGGCGAAGAACCCGGGUCCGCAGCUGGCGGUUGAUCUUGCUGCAGUAUUGGACAAUGAUUUAGCGAAUGCGGAGCCUCCACUGGGCAAUUACCAGCGUAUCGCGCCCUCUGAUCAUUGGAGCCAGAUACUCAAGCUGAAAAGUCAGCUUUUUCGUUGAGGAACGACGAACGUCUCUGUAAUACAGAGCCAGUAGAAGACGAAGACGAGGCCCAAGAAUUACACGACAAUUCUUCAUCCGGAACACGCACACAGCAAUAGCGAAUCCCACCAGCUAUUAGGUCUACUUAGAUUAAAUUGUAGCAAAGGAGAAGUUAUUCCACAACAAGACCAAAACGACGAGCAGGGUGAUAUCCAUGUAGUUACCGCGUUCAUAAUGUCAUCGGAUGACGCUGAGCGCCUUCUUCAUAUGGUCGAGGCGCGAAUGCGCGGAACAUUGCUAGCUGCAUGCGGAACUGCAUCAUCUUCUACUAGUACAAGUGCUGCGACCGCGAUCCCGCUGCAGCGCUCCAAUUUUAUUCAUGCAAGAGCGGGAGACGGGGCAUUGACAGUUUCCACGAGUUGAAUAAACGGAGAAACAAAACGAACGAGCCUGUAAUUUCUUGUUAGUAGUAACAUGAACAUGUUGCGCCACAGCUCCUGUGCAUAUCUAAUGACGACCCCGGAGAUUCGUGGUGAUCCGGUGCUCUUGUUUGUCAUGCGCGUCGUUCACAUAUUUCAUAUACUACAGUGCUAGAGCUAGUCGACCACGGUCACGGAGAACAACGAAAAACAAAAAAUCGUGUGCAAAAAGUACCAAGUUGUGACCGCUCCCACGGGCGAAACAUAACGAUCAACGUGAAGCUAGAAGGGCCAACAGCUCGCCUUUUUGCAGGACUGAAAGUGAUGCUAUCGAUGUCCAUUUGCGGAAUGGAUGCGCAAGAGUUUCAAUGGGAGCAUGCUUACGCACAGACCCUUGGACAUGCUUGCUCGUCUUUUACGGGUAGAGGUAGAAAUUGCUGACGUGGUCGUACAACAGAAGAGAAUAAACUUCGUUCGCUAUUAAUUUAGCUCCUCCACCCUUUGUGUUCAUCUGGCACUUAAGUAGUAAUAUACUAUUGUAAUUGUUUGAGUCUUUACUGCAUGAUCGCAUGCUGCUCGACAGGCAAUGCUGAUAGCGUUAGCGCCCCACCUUAGACUUGAUAUUAUAUCAGCCCGAAUUGAUGCUGAGCCGGCCUCAUUUCGAAGUGCUGAUAGCCUGUAUGGGCCUCUCGCUCAAUUGUUGUUGGCUUCUUUGUUCUGUUAGAUAUUUUCCCCUCGUCACUAAACUAGCUUCACUGAUCUAGAUCUAUGAUAUUUUGACAUAACGUUCGUGUCGAGGUGGUCAGUGUUGUCGCAACGAAUGGCGAUUCAUCGGGGGGCACGCUUUUGUCAUUCCACCUUGCAUUAAUUAGCAUCUUGUCAUGGCUUUCCAUGUCGACGUGAAGGACCAGGAUUCUAACUUUUUUUUGAUUGAUUAAGUAUGCUAGUGCUGGCCGCUUCACUCUGAUAGUCAUUUUUGUGGGGGAGAAGAGAACCUUGUUUUUCUCUUGGGAGAUGAACUUCGAUAAAAAUGAGUCCACUGUUUUUUGUGUGAUAUAUAACGGUAAAGCCUGGACCUGG